Bubalus bubalis (water buffalo) is the source of this 8689-nucleotide messenger RNA. RefSeq names its product EPH receptor A5 (gene EPHA5). Gene Ontology annotation, cellular component: neuron projection; plasma membrane. The coding region runs from base 1095 to 4190 and encodes 1031 amino acids. Gene Ontology annotation, molecular function: transmembrane-ephrin receptor activity; ATP binding; protein binding. Gene Ontology annotation, biological process: protein phosphorylation; axon guidance; cell surface receptor protein tyrosine kinase signaling pathway. NCBI's taxonomy places the organism in Eukaryota, Metazoa, Chordata, Mammalia, Artiodactyla, Bovidae. The transcript is spliced from 18 exons. The record is from RefSeq and is a predicted model, not a curated record.
GUUGUUGAUGCCACAAGCCUGCGGUGGGCAGCAGGCAGUCGGCCAAACCCAUGGCCCCGCUCCUCUGAAGGCUGCCUGCUGAACUGGGGCUGGUUUCCCUUCAGCCUCCCGGGAGCCCGGGUCUUGGCAAGCGUCGUCAGGAGAAUUCUUCGCCCUAAUUAUCCGCGGAAGAAGACGCGCCUCGGCCGAACACCGCUAGGCAACACUCACCGCGGCAGUCUCCAGAUUACGUCCCUCCGCGGGUGUGGGACUCCGUUUAAGCAACUCACACUUACAGUAGAUUCUCACUGGCGAGGCUGCGAGCAGCGAGGGAGGGGGAGCCGGGAGGAGGAGGAGGAGGGAGGAGGGUGGUAGGCGCAGAGCGGGAGGCCGAGGAGACACCGGAGCUCCAGACUCAGCAGGAGCGCGCUGUGGCGGUGCAGUUCCGAGCUCGCCAGCCUGGCCGCGCACACUCCGCCUCCUCCCCUAGCCGCGGGAUCCUCCGGGCUCCGGGCCGCCUCUGCAGCCGAUCCCUCCCUCGUCAGUGCUCAGCCCGCAGCUAUUUCCUUCUCCUGGUGUCUUUGAACUUGGGAUCUUUUCCUCCGCUCGCCUUGCUUGUCUUUCCCCCAUCCUGUUUUUUUCCCCCAACUCCUCUUCCUUUCUCCUCAGCCACCCUGCUAUUUUCUCCUCUUUUUAUCGAGAAUUUCUUAUUAAGAUGACUUGUCUUCCUCCCUGAAGACUGAAAAAGAGCUUUUAUCUCCCCUCCCCUCCCUCCAGUGGCAUUUCAAAGACCUCCGUCCUUAAAAGUCUAUAAAGAGGCACAGAACGGGACGCGGGACCUUCUCGACACCCUCGAGUCCAGUCCCGAACUGCACUGUCCGCCGUCACUAGUAUUUCAUUUAACCCCAGUGGAGAGGACGGUGUGGGGCUCCGGAAGCAAACUUCAGCCGUACAAGAAGCCCCGUGGUCCCCGCACUGGGGCGAACCGCGGGCCCGAAGGUGAAGGAGCCUACGGGGAACUGGGAGGAACCGCGAGCCUCUCUUGCCCCCUCCGCAAGGCCAGAGCCGUGGACUGAGCGGCGCGGGACAGCGGCGGCGGAGGCGGCGAGGACAAGAUGCGGGGCUCGGGGCCCCGGGGUGCGGGACGCCUGCGGCUCCCCAGCACCCCUGCGUCCCUGGCCGGCUGCUCCUCCGCACCUCGCAGGGCGCUCCUCUGGACCUGCCUUCUCCUGUGCGCCGCGCUCCGGACCCUCCUGGCUAGCCCCAGCAACGAAGUGAAUUUGUUGGAUUCACGGACUGUCAUGGGGGACUUGGGAUGGAUUGCUUUUCCAAAAAAUGGGUGGGAAGAGAUUGGUGAAGUUGAUGAAAAUUAUGCCCCUAUCCACACAUACCAAGUAUGCAAAGUUAUGGAACAGAACCAGAAUAACUGGCUUUUGACCAGUUGGAUCUCCAAUGAAGGUGCUUCCAGAAUCUUCAUAGAACUCAAAUUUACUCUGCGGGACUGCAACAGUCUUCCUGGAGGGCUGGGGACCUGUAAGGAGACUUUCAACAUGUAUUACUUUGAGUCAGAUCACGAGAAUGGGAGAAACAUCAAGGAAAACCAGUACAUCAAAAUUGAUACCAUUGCUGCCGAUGAAAGCUUUACAGAACUUGAUCUUGGUGACCGUGUCAUGAAACUGAACACAGAGGUCAGAGAUGUAGGGCCUCUAAGCAAAAAGGGAUUUUAUCUCGCUUUUCAAGAUGUGGGUGCUUGCAUUGCUCUUGUUUCAGUGCGAGUGUACUAUAAAAAAUGUCCUUCUGUGGUACGACAUUUAGCUGUCUUCCCUGACACAAUUACUGGAGCUGAUUCUUCACAGUUACUUGAAGUGGCAGGCUCCUGUGUCAACCAUUCUGUGACAGACGAACCACCCAAAAUGCACUGCAGUGCUGAAGGGGAGUGGCUGGUACCCAUUGGGAAAUGCAUGUGCAAGGCAGGAUACGAAGAGAAAAACGGCACCUGUCAAGUGUGCAGACCUGGGUUCUUCAAAGCCUCACCUCACAGCCAGAGCUGCAGCAAAUGUCCACCUCACAGUUACACCCAUGAGGAAGCUUCAACCUCUUGUGUCUGUGAAAAGGAUUAUUUCAGGAGGGAGUCUGAUCCACCCACAAUGGCAUGCACAAGACCCCCCUCAGCUCCUCGGAAUGCCAUCUCAAAUGUUAAUGAAACUAGUGUCUUUCUGGAAUGGAUUCCUCCUGCUGACACUGGUGGAAGGAAAGAUGUGUCAUAUUAUAUUGCAUGCAAGAAGUGCAACUCCCAUGCAGGGGUGUGUGACGAGUGUGGCGGUCAUGUCAGGUACCUCCCCCAGCAAAUCGGCCUGAAAAACACCUCUGUCAUGGUGGUGGAUCUGCUCGCUCACACAAACUAUACCUUUGAGAUUGAGGCAGUGAAUGGAGUGUCCGACUUGAGCCCAGGAGCCCGGCAGUAUGUGUCUGUAAAUGUAACCACAAAUCAAGCAGCCCCCUCUCCAGUCACCAAUGUGAAAAAGGGGAAGAUUGCUAAGAACAGCAUCUCCUUGUCUUGGCAAGAGCCAGAUCGUCCCAAUGGAAUCAUCCUGGAGUAUGAAAUCAAAUAUUUUGAAAAGGACCAAGAGACCAGCUAUACAAUUAUCAAAUCUAAAGAGACAUCUAUAACUGCAGAGGGCUUGAAACCAGCUUCAGUGUAUGUCUUCCAAAUUCGAGCACGCACGGCAGCAGGCUAUGGUGUCUUCAGUCGAAGAUUUGAGUUUGAAACCAUCCCAGUGUCAGUUGCAGCAUCCAGCGAUCAAAGCCAGAUUCCUAUAAUUGCUGUGUCUGUGACAGUGGGAGUCAUUUUGUUGGCAGUGGUUAUCGGCUUCCUCCUCAGUGGAAGUUGCUGCGAUUGUGGCUGUGGAAGGGCUUCUUCCCUGUGCGCUGUUGCCCAUCCAAGCCUAAUAUGGCGGUGUGGUUACAGCAAAGCCAAACAAGACCCGGAAGAGGAAAAGAUGCAUUUUCAUAAUGGGCACAUUAAACUGCCAGGAGUAAGAACUUAUAUUGAUCCACAUACCUAUGAGGACCCCAAUCAAGCUGUCCAUGAAUUUGCCAAGGAGAUAGAAGCUUCAUGCAUCACCAUUGAAAGAGUUAUUGGAGCAGGUGAAUUUGGUGAAGUUUGUAGUGGACGUUUGAAACUUCCAGGAAAGAGAGAAUUACCUGUGGCGAUUAAAACCCUUAAAGUAGGCUAUACUGAGAAACAGCGCAGAGAUUUCCUAGGGGAAGCAAGUAUCAUGGGGCAGUUUGACCAUCCUAACAUCAUCCACUUAGAGGGUGUCGUGACCAAAAGUAAACCAGUGAUGAUCGUGACAGAGUAUAUGGAAAAUGGCUCUUUAGAUACAUUUUUAAAGAAAAAUGACGGGCAGUUCACUGUGAUCCAGCUGGUUGGCAUGCUGAGAGGCAUCGCUGCAGGAAUGAAAUACCUUUCCGACAUGGGCUACGUGCAUAGAGACCUUGCUGCCAGAAACAUCUUAAUCAACAGUAACCUUGUGUGCAAAGUGUCUGACUUUGGGCUUUCCAGGGUACUGGAAGAUGAUCCUGAGGCAGCCUACACCACAAGGGGAGGCAAAAUUCCAAUCAGAUGGACUGCCCCAGAAGCUAUAGCUUUUCGAAAGUUUACUUCUGCGAGUGAUGUCUGGAGCUAUGGAAUCGUGAUGUGGGAGGUUGUAUCUUAUGGAGAAAGACCCUACUGGGAGAUGACCAACCAAGAUGUGAUUAAAGCCGUAGAGGAAGGCUACCGUCUGCCAAGCCCCAUGGACUGCCCUGCUGCCCUCUACCAAUUAAUGCUGGAUUGCUGGCAGAAAGAUCGAAAUAGCAGGCCCAAGUUCGAAGAAAUUGUCAACAUGUUGGACAAGCUGAUCCGUAACCCAAGUAGCUUGAAGACACUGGUUAAUGCAUCAAGCAGAGUAUCUAAUUUAUUGGCAGAACAUGGCUCACUGGGAUCUGGGGCCUACAGAUCAGUAGGCGAAUGGCUAGAAGCAAUCAAAAUGGGCCGAUACACAGAGAUUUUCAUGGAAAAUGGAUACAGUUCAAUGGACGCUGUGGCUCAGGUGACCUUGGAGGAUUUGAGACGGCUUGGAGUGACUCUUGUUGGUCACCAGAAGAAGAUUAUGAACAGCCUUCAAGAAAUGAAGGUGCAGCUGGUCAACGGGAUGGUGCCAUUGUAACUUCAGUUUAUUGUCACUUCGUCAAGUGAAUGACUCUGCACUUUGUAAACAAGCUCUGAGAUUUAUUUUAACAAAAAACAAAGGGGAAAAAGGGAAAACUCAGUGAUUUCUAAACAUUAAGAAAGCAUUUGUUUCAGCCACAGAAUUUGUAAUCAGUGUUUUACUAAAAUCUCUUUAUCUUCCUCUUGGUGUCUUCAUUUUUCAUGAAGCAAAUAUAACCUGCAUGGAAUAAGAACAUGAAGUUUAAAUACUACCUUGUAUUACAACAACAAAAUCCUUCUCCCAACUUCUACAAAAUUUUAUACAUGAAAUAUAUAACUAUAAAUAGCACCUUUUUAGACUGGAUAAAGGCAGCCCCUUUCAAAACUUCCAAGAAUCUACUUGAAAGGAAAGUUUGAUAGCCAUCUGUAGGCUAACAAAAGCUGCAAUUUACUGACGUUUACUUCAAGUCUUAAUUGUCUACAUAAGUGUAUUGAAGAGCAAUAUGGUUAGAUAAUUUCUAAAUAGAUCUCUUCUUUUGUAAUUUUAAAUGCUGUUACACAGCGUUAAAUUAUAGAAACUAGUGUAUAAACAUGUUGCUUGAUCAAGGCCAAGUACAAUACAGGGUGUAUAUUUAUUUUUCUGUGUUAUAAAGUUUACUUUUAGUUGCUCUUCUAGAUAUUACUAGGUAAUAAAUGUGUAUAUACUGUAUAAUUUGCUGUAUACCCAGGAAUCAAUUUAAGUUGGAGCUUUGUGUGUGUGUGGCUUGCACAUGUUUGUAUUACCAUUCAGCUUGCAUUGUUAAUAGUAUUUUAAUUUUAGCAACAUUCAGGAACACACAUUCCAGGGUAUAUUAGAAAUAGGAGAAAUAGGGAAGCAGUAAAACAAAAUCUAACACAAGCUUGUGUCUUUUUUCCUCUCAUGUGUCCAAAAGCUGCUAAAUCUCUCUAUUCAGUAACAGGAAAUGUCUAUAAGACUAAAUCCCCUUUGGUGUUUUAAAAACAUUUUGUGAUAUCUGUGACAAUGGAGUUCUUCUAGCCAUUAAUCUUGCACCCCUGUAAGAAAUUUCACCUUUCUGAGUCCCAGAAAAUAUCUUGUCAAGCAAAGUUGACACCAAAGGGCACAUUUUCAGCGGGAUGUAGGAGGAUUUAACUGUGCAGACUUCUGUUAAUAUUGUUAAAUCCAGCACAUAGCACCAAGCAUUACUCCUAAGUGUUAAUCCUUUGUAACCAUUUCCUUUGUAGCCUGGCUCUAGAAAUUUUGAUACUAAAGCAGAAAUGGAAUGAUGUCAAAUACAUCCAUAUUUUUUUUUCCUUUUAGAAUUUUCUCUAUGGCAAGACUUGACCUGUUUUAUUUGUUGAUGGCUGUUUUUUCCUUUGGUAAUUUUAUCUUGUAUUCAGUUACAUUGAAUUGAUCUUGAGGAGCCGUUCUAAUGUGCUAUUCAAUUGGCCUUAUUAAGAAAUAUAAAAUGUCCUGUGUACAUGCCAUGUACCAAACUUGGUGAAGAGUGAUAUUUGUGCUGUAAUACAAAUUAAACCAUUUAUUAGAACCUGAACAAAACUGAACUCCUUGGUGAAAUAACCAAGUUCUUUUGUAUUAUUACACUUUAUAAAUCAUGAAAUGACAUGAUUAUUCAAGAAGCACAGCAUUUAAACAAAAUACAGCCUACUUCAGAUUGUCAACAGCAAUAGUGUAUUGAAGUAGCCUGGAUUAGUGACAUCCGUAAGGAACAUACUUGCAUUAUAUUGUCAGUAUUCCCUCUCUCUCUCCCCAACACCUGUUUCAGUCCAAUGUUAGCAUGUAUAGGAAUAAAUUCUUCCUUUUACCCUACCCACCUUCACUUAAGUAGCUCUUUGCUAAAGAAUAUAGGGAGGAAAAGGGAGAGAGUUUUAAACAAUUUCAAAUGAUAUAUUGAGUCCUGUCAAAUAGAGCUAUAAUUCUUUAUAGGUAUAUUCUGUACCAUGGGUCCACACAGACUAUGCUUAAUUAUUUCAGUUUAGUGAAAUUCCUGAAGAAACUAGAGAUGGAUACAACUUUGUCUUGAUGAAAUCACAAGUAAGCAAGCAUCACUUUUAUGAAAGAUGCAUUUGUUCAUUUCAGGAAAAAUAGUAAACUAAUUCCUUUUGUACAAAAUAAUCAGAGAUUGUGUUGCACUUAUUGAAUUUUGUAAAACCAACCUAAUCUAAGUGAUAAAGUAACAAUUGAGAAACUUCAAGUAAGAACAGAUUUGUUGAUUUAAAAGGUAAACUGCCAUAAAAUUAAAUUUGAUGAACUGGCCAAAGUCUAUCAAGUUAGAUACAUAACAAAUAUAUUUAAAUUGUUCUCCAGCUUUAUGUGUUCAAAGAUGAUUGCAAGGUCAGGAUGGAGUAUAUCUAAGUGAUUGGAAUUUGACGUUUUAAUGAAGGUUUUCUCUUUUUCAUAAGAGAUAUUUUAAAUUAAUUUUAAUUAAAUUUGUUUGCCUCUUUUGCCACCUUGAGGUAUAUUUACAAAAGUAAAUUGAGAUGAAAGUUAAAUAAACACAUAGCUUUCAUCCCUAUCUCACUUUGGUUGAGAUUUUCUAAGGAAUGUCAAUAUGAUUUUAUAUGAUGUACUCCUCAGAAAAGAGGAAAUAAUUUAUUUCUAAAAUAUUUGUUCUCCACUGGAUAUGUCACCAAUUGGGAAGUGCCAAUCUCAUCUAUAAAUGUGAGAAGUGGAACAAGGAGAGAAGCAGCUUUUGUGAAAUACAGUGAGGUAGUAACCCAGGGCAAAGUUUGACAAAUCUUGAUUGUGUGAUUUCUUAUUCUUUUGGUUAAUAUUGUCACCCAGCAGACAACCAAAAGUGAAACACAGAUUCAAUAAUUUUAGUACAUGAGAUAGAUUUGUCAAAUUAAACAUAAUGUUAUUUUAACAAUAGCAAUACCUUUAGACCAUAAGUCUUUCUCAGUGUUUAACUUUGAAAAAGGUGUACAAGCAGAAAAUAAUUUUCAACUUACUGAUAUCUGUCAAAGUCGCUCAAUGACUACUUUUAUCAAUCAUAAUUUGUUUUCUAAUCUUGCCAUUUGCUCGCAUGUAAAAAUGACAUACUCAGUUUCUCUUCUUGACCGUUGAAAAUGUAUGCAUUGUAUGUUAAAAGGUAAAAAUUUUCAUUUUCCCAUUUAAAAAAAAUUAAUGUGCCUGUGUUUUAUUUCUUGUGUUUUAAUCACCAAGUCAGUAUUCUGAAGUUGUAGGAUUACUGUAAAAAUUAUAUUCUAAUAUUCUAUCUAAACUUACAUGUGAUCAGUAUUGUUAGUUUUAGAGUUGUCAAAACAAUACAGAACAAUCUUAACUCAGUUGGUAAGAGUUCUAACCAGUGCGCAAUGGUGAAGAAAUAGUUUCCUAUCUCAAGUCUAAAUGGAAAAUUAAUAUCAUUGAGCACUUAAUGUGUUUGCAUGUCUGCUAUUUAAUCUCCAUGUAAAGUUAAAAGAUUUUUUUUUUAAACACCAUUCUUUCUCCCAUGUAAAGUGGGCUCUCAGAAGCACAAGCAGAGAUACUUACCUAUGGAAGACAUUUUUUUACUGUAAUCGUGCAUUGGAUGGCAAAUGCCAGUUGAGUCAGAUGUUAGAAAUUUACUAGAUGUAUGAUGUUCCAUAGUAGAAUAAGACUUUUUUAUCAUUUUGUUCUUUCUAAAAAUAAGAAAAAAGAAAGCUAAGUAUGAUAGCAAACUGUCUUUGCUUAUGUCCUGCCAGAUGUGUAACCUCAAAAUAAAAGUAGAUGAUCAACAAUAAGAUGAUGAUGAUGAUAAUGAAUAAACAAAGUGCUAGUUUUAUUUGGAAUUAAUAACGAGAAUAAGUCAUCAUUUUUUCAACUCUGUAGCACAGCUGGUUACAUAGAAUAUUUUCUCUAUUAUGCUGUUAAUUACAUAGCAAUGUAUCAAAGAAGAAAUAGAUAAGAACUUUCUUUUCAUUUCUUGUUGAUUUAUGAAAAAGUCUUUUUACACAUAGAUGAUUGAAUGUUCUUGUUCAGAAUGACCACAUAAUUAUUGCUUAGGAAAAGACACCAAUUCUUUUUUUUUAAAAGAGUCUUUUAUAAUAAUCAGAAUCAAAUGUCAUUUGUUUCUUCUAAAUGUAAAUGAAAAAAGUUGAUGGUGGCAAAAUACGUCAUGUUUAUUCAUGCUGUCUUAACAGUAGAAGUCUCAUGGUCAACAUAUUUGUUCUUCUUUAGACUGCUAUUAGUUUUACAAUUAAUUAUUUUUAAAAAGUGUGUAAAUUUAAUUUAUAAUAGUCUGAGAAUAAAACUUAGACUCAGUCGUUUGUUAAUAUGUUUAUUUUAAUGUUUUAAUUUCAGGCAGGUUAUAAGCAACUGUAUAGAGUUAUUUUAUUCUGUGUUAGGCACUGGGAUUGCUCAAAUCCAUGCCUCAGCAUUAAUUCAAGGAAGUACUAGUAUUUCUGUAUUUUUUUUCUCCAUUUGAAGUUCUGUGUGCAUUUGGUUUGUGUACAUGUUUUUUGUAGUGUAAGAUACAAAAUUUUAUAUUUUUUCAGAAAAUAAAAAACCCUUUGAAUACA